AAUGUUAUGAAAUGUAACAAGUGUAGUAAUUGGUUCAAAUCAAUGAAUGAAAAAUACUGAUAAACAUAGUAUGACUUGAUUUGUGAUAAAAUUUGUUUAAUGGAACGAUUUUACAGCUUUCUUACGAAUUCUUCAAAAGGCAUGGAAACAUGACUUAAAAGGGUGUUCAAAUUAUUGUAAAAUCUAGAUGUUCUUGUGUUAGUUGAGUUGAAAAAUGGCAGAAACUGCUAAAAAUAAAACUGAAAAUUGUGACUGUGCUACUGCAACCAAACAUACCUCCAUCCAACAUUCAGAAGAAAAUGGAAGGCGUAGUGAAUGGAUAAAAUUAAAUGUAGGAGGGACUGUGUUCAUGACUACCAGAACAACCUUAUCCAAAGACUCAAAUUCAUUUUUGUUUCGGUUAAUUCAGGAUGAACCUGACUUGAACACUGAUAAGGAUAAUAAUGGAGCAUAUUUGAUAGACAGAGAUGGAACAUAUUUUGGUCCAGUGUUAAAUUAUUUACGUCAUGGAAAAUUGGUGUAUAACAAAGAUUUGGCUGAGGAAGGUAUCUUAGAAGAAGCGGAGUUCUACAAUAUAACAGACUUGAUCAAGCUUGUAAAGGAAAAAAUCCGGGAAAGAGAUGCAAAACAAAAUCAGACAUACAUGAAGAAUGUAUACAGAGUAUUACAGUGUUCAGAAGAAGAAUUGACACAAAUGGUCUCUACAAUGUCAGAUGGUUGGAAGUUUGAGCAGCUGAUCAAUAUAGGUUCACAGUACAACUAUGGUUCCGAGGAUCAUGUAGAGUUUUUAUGUGUUGUGUCAAAAGAAUGUCCCAAUAGCUUAAAUGGCCCGGAGGCUGAACCAUCCGACAGAGCUAAGGUUUUACAGCAGAAAGGAUCUCGAAUGUGAACAAUAUUUAACUGGCUGUGUGAUACAGUGAUUUAUGCUAUAACUUUGUGUUCAUGGGAAGUCACAUGGCUCAUGACUGUUACAAGCUGAUUGGUUGUCUCCUUUUUUUUAAUUUAAGUAUUUUUUCAUGUGACUAUAAAUUUUAGGUAGAUUUGUUAUAAAGUAUUUUGUUAAAAGAUAAUUUUAGUCAAAUAUUUUGUUGUUUUUGUACGUAAAUUUUUGCUGUAUGAUAUAGAUGUCUGUGAAGUAAUGUUUUGUAAUUCUUGCAAGUUGAUUUUUUCUUGUACAUGUACUUGUAUUAGUACAAAGAACUGUGCCUGAUUCAAGUUUUUAUAUUUUAGUCAACUAAGAUUUGAGUCAGCACAGAAAGAUACAUGUAGCUAGCAGGCUGACUUUUUAUUCAGAACUGAACAAUUAAACUGAAACAAAGAGAAAGUGUAUAUUAGUAUAGGAAAAAGCACGAGUGCUAAAUCAUGUUAUCAUUAAAACAUAUUAGCUAGAAAAUGGUUUUUAUUAUGAAAAAUUUCAAAAUAUUCUUCUUAGAGCAUUUUGACUGAAAGAAAAAUGAACAAUUUAUUGUACUAUUAGAGGCCAUAAGUAAGUUAUCAAAAUGUCUGCCAUUCACAAGUUGUAUGAU
Ruditapes philippinarum (Manila clam) is the source of this 1526-nucleotide messenger RNA. RefSeq names its product BTB/POZ domain-containing protein KCTD5-like. Gene Ontology annotation, molecular function: cullin family protein binding. Gene Ontology annotation, biological process: protein homooligomerization; proteasome-mediated ubiquitin-dependent protein catabolic process. The record is from RefSeq and is a predicted model, not a curated record. Gene Ontology annotation, cellular component: cytoplasm; Cul3-RING ubiquitin ligase complex. Bases 215 to 889 code for a protein of 224 amino acids. The transcript has 6 exons. Lineage: Eukaryota; Metazoa; Mollusca; Bivalvia; Venerida; Veneridae.